CGAGGCGUUAAGCUAGCUAGUCGGGGCUCGUCUGACACCCAGCCACCAGACGCCGACGGACCAGGCUGCUCUCACUUUUCAUAAUCUCGUUAUUUUUUCUCCUAUUUAAGUGACAUGUGUUGGCAAACACGCCGUCAAGAGCCCUCAGCUAAACUGGCAAAUUAAGGGUUUAUGGGCUUCCUUAGCGAAAGCCAGGUAUUAGCAAGCUAACGAGUGUGUUCGUUCAUUCAUUCAGGAAAAAGAGAGACACUUGGGAAGUGAUAGCAUGUGUGUGUAGUUACUGCAGGGGGAUCUUUUUAUGUAACUAACGGUAUAUCUUGGUGUAUUCACUAAGCCGAUUACUGCCGUUUCCUCACAUGGUUAAAGAGACAAAGCAGCCACGUUGUAUAAAUGUACACACCAGUCAUGGAGUUCAACAAAUUGGUGACCUUGUGGAUAUUGUGCUUGUGUCUCGUCGGAGAAAGUUGGUCUGACAAACCAAGUUCACCCACACCAGACAGCCAAGUUGUUGAAAAUGGAGUAUCAGAUUUCUGUCGCAUCGAUGAGCCACUAUGCAAGGACGAGAUGGCCAUUCUCAGCUAUGAGGCUAUCCGUAACAUCCACAAGCAGAUGGAUGAUGACGCAAACGGCAAUGUGGACGUGGUUGAGACAGACGGCUUCUUGAGGGAAGAUCUAAACUACCAUGACCCCAAGGCCAAGCAUAACAGCUUCCAUGGGGAUGACCAGUUUAUCAGUGUGGAGGACUUGUGGAACGCUUGGAAGGGCUCUGAAGUGUAUAAUUGGACAGUGGAUGAGGUGGUGGAAUGGCUCAUCACUUAUGUGGAACUGCCACAAUAUGUGGAAGCAUUUCGCAAGAUGAACUUCAAUGGAAGUGUCAUGCCGAGGUUGGCCAUAAAGAACACCACUCUGACUCUCUCUAUUCUGAAGAUUUUGGAUCGCAGCCAUGUGCAAAAGCUGCAGCUCAAAUCUUUGGACACCGUACUGUUUGGAGCGCCCCUGAUGAAUAGACAUAACCACUUGAAGGACUUCAUGCUGGUCGUGUCGAUAGUCAUAGGCAUGGGUGGCUGCUGGUUUGCCUACAUCCAGAACCGCUACUCUAAGGACCACAUGAAGAAGAUGAUGAAAGACCUGGAGGGCCUGCAGAGAGCUGAACAGAGUCUGCAUGACCUGCAACAGAAGCUACAGAUCGCCCAAGAGGAGCACCGUACGGUUGAAGUGGAGAAGGUGAACCUCGAGCAGAAGCUGAGGGAUGAGAUCAAUGCAGCCAAGCAGGAGGCCCAGCGGCUGAGGGAGCUUCGUGAAGGCACAGAGAACGAACUGAGUCGCCAGAAGUACGCUGAAGAAGAGCUGGAACAGGUCCGCAUGGCGUUGAAGAAGGCAGAGAAAGAGUUGGAGUCACGGAGUAGCUGGUCCCCUCCAGAGUCUCUCCAGAAGUGGCUGCAGCUCACCCACGAGGUGGAAGUGCAGUACUACAACAUCAAGAAACAAAACGCUGAACGGCAGCUCCUGGUGGCCAAAGAAGGAGCAGAGAAGAUAAAGAAAAAGAGGAACACUCUCUUCGGGACCUUCCACGUGGCUCACAGCUCCUCUCUGGAUGAUGUGGAUCACAAAAUACUGGCAGCGAAACAAGCUCUGGGUGAGGUGACGGCUGCUCUGCGGGAGAGGCUCCAUCGCUGGCAGCAGAUAGAGAUCCUCACAGGUUUUACCAUCGUCAACAACCCAGGCCUCCCUUCUCUGGCCUCAUCCCUCAACCUCGACCCCACAUUCAUGGGCGGCAGAGCUACACCUCAGCACUUCAUCAUGUCCGACGACAUGGACGACAUGGACGAGGAUAUCGUGCCUGGAACUCUGCAAUAUGGCACCCGACUGUUGGAACGGCGAGCCAGUGACCUGUGGUCCGUGGGUUCAGACUGUCAGCCCAUGUGGAAAUAUCCUGCUCCCAGUAUGAUGUCUCUGCGCCAACGCCACAUUGACCCCCAGCUGGCCAUGGGCUCUCAGAGGUUGGUAGAGAGCUGCCUGUUGGCUGGGCAGCAGGGCGAGGGAACCCCAUACCCGUCCAGGUCUAGGGCUACCCUCAGACAGUCCCGCAGCCAGUCGUUCGGGCAGCUCGAGUGUCUCCCUCUGCCUCCUCUUUUCUCGGCUGUGUCUCACCCCUCCAUCAUCUGUGCCUCCAGCCUGAGCCCUCAGUCCCUGUCCUCUUUGUCCUCCCCUUCCUCCAGCUCACCCUGCGCUGUGGGUGCCGCAGUAGCUCCUCAUUCCUCCCAUUUAUUUCAUGCUUCUUUCCAGCCCAUGGACCCCAUUCCUGAUUUCACCUCCUCAGACGUCUCCAAAGCACACUCCUCACACAACGACAGCUUUGGGGACCUAAAUCGCUCUGACUCCGACUCCUCCCUGUCCCUCUCACAAGUUGGUGAUCGUCUGUCCGCCUUCAGCUCCAAAGGUCAUCUAAUCAAGCCCACCUCUCUCAUGCACGGCAUCACCGGUCGUGCGGAUGACGCCAUCUCACUGCAUGCUCACACGCCCAACGGAGGGAACCGCCUUCAUGAAAUCAGCCCUACAGAGGCUCUCCCCGACAGCCCCAUACUCAUGAAGAAUGUGUACGGCAUGGAGAAGUCGCCCAGCCUGGGAGAGAUCAACAGCCUGUCAGAGUCGUCCCGCUCCCUCAGCCCCAAUUCCACUGAACCUGACACGCCGUCACCUACAGGAGGAGGGCAGCCCGGGGCCGUGGGGGCGAAGGGUGGCACCCGCAUCCCGCAGCUGUCCUCCAAGAAGAGCCCUCUGGAGGAGGACAGUGGCUCUACAGGAGAAGACACAGAUUCCACUGCCAGCCGCAAGAAACACACCUUCAAGAUCUUCAAGAAACAGAGGAAAUAAGGGCUACAUGAACUACUGGCUGUCAGAGCUGUUUGACUGUAUUCCUCUGGUCUGUUUUUGAAAAAAGAUUUUGGGGUUCUUUAAUGGUGAGAUGAUGGCACAAGCUGUUGCCUUUGCAUCUAUUUGUAGGUACGACACCUAUUCUGAGAAACUGGACUGUAGGCGCAACCAGCCGUUCAGUUUUAUCUGCUUCUUUGGUCAAUGUUGAAUAUGUGGGGGAAUGGGUAGGUUUGUAUAUUGGAAUGUAAAGUAUUAUUUAUUCUGCAGGAAAUUGUGCCAGUCUCAAAGGGAAACGUGUCUCCCAGUUGGUUUUUUUCUUUCUUGUUCUACGAUCUAUAACAUUUUUGCAUGUCUUCACUUUUGUUUGACUGAUAUUCGAAUGCUUUAGUGUUUGCUUGGUUCUUGUCGUUAACCUGCUUAGUCAACACUUGGUGUUUCUUUUAUUACUACCUAACCACCUAGCCUACAAAUCCAAAGUGAAUGCACACUCCCUUUUUUCACUGCGUACUUUGUUUUUAUUGAUGGUUACAAGUUUCUCUGUCUUUUGUUGUCUUCCUCUUGACAAAGCAAAUGACACAAUCAGAGGAUCAGACUACUAUAUCGGUGGCUCAGUUCACUGUCAAAAAAUAUGGCAUUUGGACACAGCAAUUGUAGCUACUCGGUUUGAUUUGGGGAAAAAAAUAUUUGGUUAAAAAAGUGUACACAAAUGAUAUCUCUCAACAAAAUCACUCAAUGGCCCAUUAAAUUGCAGCACCAGACCUUUUGCUUCAUUUUAAGAAAUCUUGUUGAGUGCAUGUGAGCAUGAGAGGGUGAGAGAGAGAAGUGCUUUGCUUUAAAACAAUGCCAACAAGUUAACAAGUGUUUUAAGAUCCUCGCUUAUAUAGAUAUCUAUUUAUUAUAAGGGGGAAAUGUUACCAAACACAUACAAUGUUGAACAUAACAGUGUGGAAAAUAACUUUUUUCUGUGUAUUUAAUUUAAAAAAAAAAACAGGAUACACUUUGAAAGUGUGCCGUAAAUACCAUAUAAAGCAGCAUAUUUAUCAAAGAACUUCAAACAUUUUUAUUCAAGUAUUCAACUAUGUUUUGUUUUGGAAGAUUAUACUCUUGACAGAACAUUGGAUAACUGAGAUCCAACACUUUCCACUGAUCGUAAACUUGCAAGUUUAUCUUGGAUUCUGUCUCCUGCUAUCCUCCGUCUUCUUGUUUCUGUGUCAGUGUAUAUUUAGGUGGAAAAUAAAAACUUCACAGCAGUUUUGUCAGUGAGCGAUGGGUGCUGGUAAGGGCUAUAGUUACCAGGCAAAGAUACUUUGCGCUGUAUAAGAUUUCAAGAUGUAACCACUUUGUAAUCCACCUUUUUAUGGAAGAUUUAACUCAAGUUAUGGAAGCAGAAGACCAAUCAUGUUAAAGUGCCAAAAUCGUUGUUUCUGUCAGAGGCCUUUGUAUUUGUAGUGUGUUUGAUCCCUUUUUUCUCAGAACACAAAACCACAUGAAGAAUAUACAGCCCAUAAUGUAUAUCCUGGUUUACACGCUGAAUGUCUAAGGGUUACUGAAACGGUGUCCUCAGUGCAGUAUGUUUACAUUUGUUCGAGAUAAGUACUCUGAUUUCCACCACGGAGAACAUGGUGCCAGUUUUAAAAUGACAGCUUCGUAUGAGCACAGAACUAUGCAUCAGUAGUUGUAGGUGAUUACUAAAGUAGAAGGGACAUUUAGAGCGUUCCUGAUUAAUGAACAACCAAAAAGUGCUGCAAAAAGACACAGUCAGCCUCCCCCAGCCUCAUAAUGUAACAGGUGGUUUGGAUGUAAAGACAUGUUUUCAAUAUUUUACUUUAGAAACCAGUUUAAAAAACAUAUAUAUAUCAAUUUCCUACUGGUACUUUUUUAACGUGUCAUUUGUACCUCUUUUGCACGACAGAGCUGUAAAUGGAUUAUGCCAUCAGACUGUGUGAAAGUAUGUGUGACUGAGUGUGUGUGUGCGUGUGUGUGUUUCUGUCCGCUCCCAGUAUAAUGCACUGUAAUGUUGAUGCAUGUCAACUGCUGUAAUGAAACCUAUAUUGGGUUCAAAGAGUGGUGCAGCUUGCGCUCUUUACUCCCCUCCCUAUCUUUUCUUUCUCUUUUAUUUUGGGCUUCUAUUUAUGAAUACAACAGUAUAUUUGUACAGAGAAAAUGAUAAUUUUGCAUCUUCUGUGACGGUCUAGACUUUUAUGGCACUCCUGCAUGAUAGCAAUAAACUAUUUUGAAUGAAA
This is a messenger RNA of Acanthopagrus latus (yellowfin seabream), 5117 nucleotides long. RefSeq names its product stromal interaction molecule 1a (gene stim1a). Gene Ontology annotation, cellular component: endoplasmic reticulum; plasma membrane. The coding region runs from base 391 to 2874 and encodes 827 amino acids. The transcript is spliced from 14 exons. The record is from RefSeq and is a predicted model, not a curated record. Gene Ontology annotation, molecular function: calcium channel regulator activity; protein binding; calcium ion binding. Lineage: Eukaryota; Metazoa; Chordata; Actinopteri; Spariformes; Sparidae. Gene Ontology annotation, biological process: intracellular calcium ion homeostasis; activation of store-operated calcium channel activity; store-operated calcium entry.